Molecule: messenger RNA, 1206 nt
Organism: Mixia osmundae IAM 14324
Lineage: Eukaryota; Fungi; Basidiomycota; Mixiomycetes; Mixiales; Mixiaceae
Exons: 7
Coding region: 1-1206 (401 amino acids)
Source: RefSeq, a predicted model, not a curated record
AUGGCCGACAAUUCGACGCUGUCGGAUGCCGGCGACAAUUCUACCAGCAUCAAUAUGCCCGGCACGGGUACGGCACCGCUGUAUGAUGCAUCAGUCUGGCUACCAGCGGGAGGACCAUGGCUCAUCGGAUGGAACAUAUCCUUCUUCCUCACUGGCAUCAUCUCCGUACAGAUGUACGAUUACUUCAAAAACCAUCCCAAGGAUAGACGGCUGCAUCGCUACUCUGUUGCCGCCUGUGCAGUGCUCAUGGCUGUCUUGCUCGGAAUGGACUGGACCUCCCUGCUCAGGCGAUUCAUCUUGCAAGUGCCCGAGGGCAACUUCGAUCUACUCGCUUCUUCCUUAACAGGCACGGUCGGCAGAAUAGCCAUUAUGUUCCAAAGCAUGGCCAACGCACUCGUCCAAGCUCUCUUUGCCGAAAGAGCCCACUCGCUCAUCUUUUCCGUGACGCGCAAGCGGAUCUUUGCUUGGCUUUUGACAAUCACCAUCGCCGUCUCUUUUGCUUUCGGCGUGGCCGUGAGCAUUCUCAAUCUCGCGGUCAGCGACGAAGCUUGGGGACCGCAAGAUACUCUACUGAAUAUCAUCUUCACCGAUAUCUGGCUAUGGGGCGGCGUGCUCGCCAACCUGCUCAUCACUGGCACACUAAGCUGGACGCUCUACGAGUCGACCCGAUCGGCAGGCAACUUCAGGCAAACCGAAGGCCUAGUCACUACUAUCAUGAAGAUGGCAUGGAGUACAUGUGCAUUGACAUCGUUGUCUGCCUUUGCAGGCGCUCUCGCCCUCAGCGUCGUGCCUGCAUCGUCAUACAACAACACCUUUGCAUUCUUCAUGCUCAUCACGCCUCGCUUCUAUGUCAUCAGCUAUCUCUUCCACCUCAACUCCCGGGAGCGGCUACGACAGAGACUAGCGGCCGUUCGAACAUUCGACGCACCUUCGCGCAUGGGCCACUUUGCAGCCAAUCAGGCCUUCGCACCCUCUCGCAUAGCCGGCAUAAGACGCGGAUCCGACGAAUCCGCCAUCUUCGUUAUCAAAGAAGAGAAAGAGUCGGCCGAUGCAGGCACGCCCAGACUAGAGACGGGCGAGUGCACGUUCAGCGAAACAAGAAGUAUCGGAGCGCCAGAACUACGGCGGCCAAUCGUGACACACAAAAAUGACCACCAAGUUAUAUUGAUCCAGACACAGACAAAAGUGUUUACAGAAGAAGCCUGA